ACCUGUGUAGUGGGUUGCCCAUUUCACGUGGGAUCAGCCAACCAACAAAUUCGAGGGUCCUUCCAUUGCACGCCGAAGCUCCGCCGGCUGUGAGACGCAGCCGCGGUGGUCGGCAUGCACGCCCGCUGAAAGCAAGCAUGACCUACUACUCGUCCAGCGCCCCCAAAUUAACGCCUCGGCCACUGAGGCCCAUAAUGGUGCCAGGUUCCUGUGCGCCACCGACAGGUACCGCGAGAGCGGUGUCCGUGGCCGCUUUCAACCUCAUUCCAACGCCAGGAGUCGGCUACACCACCACCCCCAUCUCCGGUAACGACGUGCUGGCUCUGACUGGAACCGACAUCGCGACCGUGCUGCACCAGUGCGGCCUGUUAAACCAAUCCGGAGGAGGAACUGUGCCCAUCACUUUCCUGAGCCUGAGGCCAGCGCCCGGUGACAAUGCUGUGCCUCCGAUUGCCAACUGUUGCGGACCGUCUGCACCAGGAUGCGACAUCGCUGCUCACGCACCUGCUGCUACAGGCUACGACAACGCAGGGUUUGCCGGGAACUCCACACAAUCCGGACGUGACGUCAUGGCCGCCCCAGCUCAGCGGUACGGCACCGCGGCGCCGUGGACUGCCGGUGGCCUGACGUCUCAGUACGGCGCCAGCGCCAAUUCCACGUGCGGUGGCUACGGCUACGCGUCCUGUCGCGACGACGGUGCUGUCGCGGUCGCGCCGCAGUACCGACGCGAUUCCUCCUCGCCCGCCGGUUACGCCGAGGCUUACGGCAGCUCCGGGCGCAGCUCGGACGGCUACAGCCGGUUUCCGAGAAGCCAGCGAGAGCUAAACGCCGCGCCCGACUACUCCAUGUACGGGCAGUUUGAUGGCCGGGUUAUUGUGAGGCCUGUCACAGGUGGUACGCCUUACACGCAGCCUUACGACGGUCCACCCGUACCCGUCGUCGACACCGGCGUGGAACAGCGGCCAGGAAGCGACGGCUCUCCCACGCAGUACAAUGUCAGCGUCAGAGGCGUGCCUCGGCGAACCAUGGGCGCACGCAGGCUGAGUCGUGGAGCGCCAGCGGCGCGCAGCCGUCGGUGCGUUUCACCUUCGCCUCCACCACGGGAGCGUAGUCCGUCUCCCGUGCCGGGCGACGAAACUGCGCCCGUGGCAGGACUCAGUCGUAGUCCGACGUCCCGGCGAAGCGUCGUCUCCGCUCGUAGCCGUGGAAGGGCCCCCCGUCGCGGCAGUGUUCAUGAACAGGCCAUGGCCAGAGAAGCCCUGGACGAAGCCCAGGGCAUACUGGCCACAGUGAGGGAGCAGAUGGACACCAGGGAAGACUUCCGGCAAAGGAUGGGGCCACGGGAAGUGGAGCGUUUCAAGGCGGCCGUCUUACAGUUGGAACGUGCCCUGGACACUCAGAAGAAGCAACCGUACAGGCGCGGCCGAAGUCCGUCACUGCGAGAGUAGGAAAGCGUUCCAUGAUGAGGGCGCCCUCUGCUCAAGAGCACGUGAAGUCAGCUGGAACCGGCACCUCACGGAUUCCCAUUACCAGACUGGUGAUCUCAGAAAUGACUGGUAGCCGACGUAAA
Messenger RNA from Dermacentor silvarum, 1570 nucleotides. RefSeq lists its product as uncharacterized. The coding region runs from base 138 to 1448 and encodes 436 amino acids. The transcript has 2 exons. The record is from RefSeq and is a predicted model, not a curated record. NCBI's taxonomy places the organism in Eukaryota, Metazoa, Arthropoda, Arachnida, Ixodida, Ixodidae.